AUGAGCGAAAAGCGCGACUACUACGAGGUGCUUGAAAUUCCUCGCUCCGCAAACGAGGAAGACAUCAAAAAAGCAUUUCGUCGGAUGGCUUUGCAGUACCACCCGGACCGAAACCGAGAAUCCGGCGCGACUGAACGCUUCAAGGAGAUCAACGAAGCGUACCAAGUUCUCAGCGAUUCGGAGAGCCGCGCUCGUUACGAUCGCUUCGGUCACCAAGGCGUCAACGGCAACGCUGGCAACGGCUUCGAAGGUUUCAGCGACUUUGGCGGAUUCGGCGACAUAUUCGAAUCGUUCUUCGGUGGUGCCUCGGGGACGCGCGUCCGCCGCGGGCGAGACGUCGAGCUCGCAUUGAGCAUUUCGUUCCGCGACGCAAUAUUCGGAACCAGCCGCGAAACCAACGUCAUGCGCCGCGAAAUCUGUUCCCGAUGCAGCGGAUCACGCGGUGAACCUGGCAGCCAAAAGACGACGUGCCAAACAUGUAACGGCAGCGGAAAGGUACGCCGCGCGCAGCGAACGCUGUUCGGUAACUUUGAGCAGAUCGGCGAAUGUUCCACUUGCCGCGGCAUCGGAACCCGCGUCGACCGCGCAUGCAUCCAAUGCAACGCUACCGGUGUCGCCAACAAUCGACGCAAAAUCUCCAUCGACAUCCCCUCGGGAGUCGACGACGGCAACCGCAUCGUAAUGCGGGGUCACGGUGAUGUUGGUGAACUCGGCGGUCAAGCCGGCGACCUUUACGUUCGCGUGCACGUUGAACCUGACCGCGUCUUCACCCGUAGCGGCAAUGAUGUCCUCAUCCGUGCAGAAUUAAAUGUCGUAACGGCAAUGCUCGGUGGAGAUAUCACCGUCCCCACAUUGGAGGACGACAAAACGGUCAGGAUCGAACCCGGCGUUCAAACGGGCAACCAGAGGGUGCUCACGGGAUUGGGCGUGCCGCGGCUCCGCAACGAUGGACCGCGCGGCGACCAAAUCAUCCAAUUCGCCGUGGUAACACCGCGUUCGCUUACCACCGAACAGAAAGACCUCGUCCGAAAACUCGGCGACACAAUGCGUGCCACCGACGACCGGGCACUCGAUCCCGUCAUCGUCGAAAAUGAUGUUUCGUACGGAGCGCGGUCGGCACACAACGGCAGCGACAAUGGCAUCUGGAGCUGGCUAAAAGGCACAUUCUCUGGACAGUAA
This is a messenger RNA of Geodia barretti, 1179 nucleotides long. Lineage: Eukaryota; Metazoa; Porifera; Demospongiae; Tetractinellida; Geodiidae. The record is from the annotation of a GenBank genome assembly.